Molecule: messenger RNA, 4752 nt
Organism: Drosophila takahashii
Lineage: Eukaryota; Metazoa; Arthropoda; Insecta; Diptera; Drosophilidae
Source: RefSeq, a predicted model, not a curated record
AUGACAGAUUCGGAGGAGCGAUCGAGGGAGGAGGAGCAUCAGCAGACGCCAUCAAUGUCGCAGGCAGCGGCUAAUAAUAAUCAUAAUUCGCAGAUGUUUUUAGAUGGCAUCGUAAAUCAGUCGACUGCCGCUGAGUCAGCGGUGUUUUGUUGGUCAAAAACGUCGCCGGAAGUGCUCGGAAUGGCAGGGCAAUUUCCGGUUAACCUAAAAGAAACCACUUGGCCGAAGAGUUUACCCAUGAAUCACUCGAAUUACAGCAGGAAAAUACAAAUAUGUCAGCCAUAUUUCCAACCAAUUCAAGCAGGAAAGUUUCCCAUGCAUCUGAAUCUCAGGAUAAACCAGGGAUUUCCCUUGUAUCAAUGGGAAGUAGCCUCUGUUUACCAAUUAGAAACAGAAAUCCCUAGAGAAACCAGUGAAAUUAUACUUUUUAACACACAUCAAGUAUACGCCCCGUAUAGACCAACCUUCCCCCUACAACAAGUAUACGCACCGUGGCGCCUUAAUUUCCCUCAACUCCUGCAGCUGCCCCGCAAAAAUUCCGAUGGCUUCUUCCCAGAAAUCAGCACUACGAUGACCCGCCGGCGAGACGCACAGGUGGCCACCGGCUCACCCACUGAGAAGGAGGCGCCCCAGGAAUUUCCCAUAAUUAAAAAACGAUUUGUUAGCUUUCCCAAUUAUCGAGCAAUGCCUCAAGAUGGGCCACGACUACAGCUACAGGCACCCACUACAAAAACAACGAUGACGCAGCCGGGCCUCGAAAUAAAUGGAGGAGGAGCAAGAGCAGCCAGUGGUGUACAUAAGGUGCCUCCGAUGUUUGAUAAUGAACUCGAGGUCGGGCAAGAAGAGGGGGAGGCUUUCGCAUUAAACUUGAACGUGGCAAGGGAAAUCGAGCAUCAACAGGCGGAAAAUCUUAAUGACGCCUUCGGGGAGAAGCGACACAACUACGACCACAAAAACGACGACGCCAUUAGCGCGGAUUUGGCCAAAAAUAAACGCGAAAUAUGCGAGCAAAGCAAAUUAGAGAAGGCCGAAGAUCAUAAUGAGGCAAAUAUGAGAGAUUUCGAGAGGCAGCAGAAGCAUCAGCAGUCAAUAUGUUUGGCCAGGGAGCAGCAGACAAUAGAUGGGCAUCGGAUGGGGAAUGGCUAUAGCAACCACCUCUCAGACGGCCGCGAAUCGUCGCCAGAGAAGCAACUAGCCGUGAAUCUCCGCGAGCGGAAUCUUGAACCGCUAAGGAAUCCGAAUCCGAAUCCGAAUCCCCAGCCAAAUAUAGAAUUACUAAAGAGUUCCGUGCGCGUUUUCCUCGACGAGAGGAACUACUGGGAUUGGAAUUGGCAAAGCGACUGGGACUGGGAGCUGCUCGACCUUCUAACCCAGGCCAUUGAAUUGAUUUGUAAGCAACCCAAAGAGGAUAAUCAGUAUCAUCAGGACACGGGUAACCUUUGGAGCGAGUCACCAGCCGCCGGAGCGGACAUGACCGUGAGCAAAGUCAGCGAGGAGCGGGAGACAGAAACGACCGUCGACGUUUAUCCCGCCGAGCAACUCGAUCAACAGCCGGCGGACCAAGCGGAUGACCAUAAUAAUAAUAGUAAUAAUAUCAUAGAAGCACCCUUAGCCAGCGAAAUGAAGUACGAACUUAAGACAGCGAGUCCUUCACUGCCCAGCAGAAGUCCUCAAAGGGAAUCCCCCGUUAGCAGACUAAGUACCUCUAGUCGUAUACGCAAUGUGGAGCUUCCAAGUGCGACGGCUUUCCCCUCCACCACUCAUCUUACCCAUGCUCCUCUCCUAAGGGAUUUGAAACCCACCUCUAUUAGCAGGGAUAGCAUCUCCUCCAUCUCCUCCUCCAUCGAUGCGGAUUCAGUGCUGCCCGAAAGAACUCGCUUAAGACGCCAGCGACGCGUUCGUUCGCAGGAUUCCGUGGAGGAGAAACCAGAGGAUGUCAUAGAGAGGUUAAAUAAACUCAAGGCAAGGAUCUCUGGGGCACUCAGUGAAGUCAAGGGAGUCCUCAAGCAGUACAGCACGGAAAGUGAAGCGGAAGGAGCGGCGUCGGUGGAACAGUCCCAAUUGAAACCAGGAGGAGAUGAAGAACCUGCUCCCAUUGCCUUUCGUUUUGUAAAGAAAGUGCGACGACGCAGCUACUUUGAUGAGGCCGAAGAGGAAAAGGAGCAGGAAAAUGACUCUACAACUAAAGAGAGCCAGGAAAAUAAAAUAGACACUACUGAAAAAGAAAUCAAAGAGGAGGAAGCUGGGAAAACUACUCAGGAUACCAAGAUCCAAAGAGAACAGACACCCUUUGCUAGAGAUCUUUCAGAGGUUCCAGAAAAACCAGAGGACCAAGCCAAUAAAAAGAAGGAAAUCAGUGAAAACCAAGAGAUCAAAUCUAAUGAAAAGUUUGAGACACCUUCAAAAGAUAUCAAAAUCAAUGAAAAUCAAGAAACCAAAGAGUUGGAAAAUCAGGAUACCAAGUCACCUAAAGAUCAGGAUAAUUUAGAUGGUAAUAUUACUAGUAUAAGAACCCAAGAAAUUAAAGAAAAUAUUGGAGAUUCAGAACAACAGAAAAACAUUAAAGAUCACGAAGUAAAAUCUCAUAUCAAAGAAGCUCUAGAUCCCAAAAUCUCCGAGGAAAAACUAGAGGUACCCAAAAUAAAUGGAGAAUUACCAAUGACACCUGAACAAAUCAAACCAGCUGAGAAGAGUAAAACCCAGGCCAAAAUUGAGUUCCUGGCCAAGGUGCAAAGUGAACUCAAGUCAAAAUCGGUUAGGGAAGCAACUCCCAAGGAAGAAAUAACCAAGGAAGACACUACCAAAAAAGAAACUACCAAAGAUGAAACCUCUAAGGAAGCAAUUACCAUGGAAUCAUCGCCAAAAGAAACAACAAAUAUAGAUGCCACCUCCUCAGAGACCCCGCCAGAUGAGUCAUCACCCGCAUCGCAACCACCGAGCAGCACCAAGAUCAAGAAGAAAGUCAUCGUGAAGGUGAAGAACCCCAGACGCGCCUCGAUCGCCGCCGUGGAGCCAUCCAAGAUCAAGGUGGAGCCUUUCGUCGAGCAGAGCGAUGCUCUCAUCGCCCAGCGACGACCCUCCGAUUCCGAAGCGAUUGUCAAGUGCAAGAAGAAGCUGAAAUUGAUGGGCGACACGGCGGCAUCUGCAGUCGCCUCUACAGAUAUAAAAACAGUCCCAAGAGCAGCGAUAAAAGAGGAGGCGGUGGAGGUCAGCGUGGUGCCAGCCAAGUUGCCCAGUGCCAAGAGCGGCGACCAAGGAGAAGCGGCUACAACUGCAGCAGCAAUACAAGUAGAAGCACCUCCAAUCGAUGCUGAUCGUCUAGAGAUUGCCAAUCUAGCGCCAGCAGGCGAUCGAAGCAGACGCGCCAGCCUGAAACUAGCGGAGUUGGUGGGUGAAACGGUGCUGGUGGUGCCGGCAGCAGCACCAAAGCAACCAGAGUCCAAAGAACCCAUCAGUCAUCAAGAGGAGGAGAAGGAGGAGCUGCAACAGGUGGCCAUCGCCGCUGACAUUGUGCAUCCGCAAAUAGCAGCGACAUUGAGGCACGAAGAAUCGUCGGCUGAAGAUUCAUCGACCGCAGAGGCUACAAAAGCCGGAGAACAGGCGCCAAGCGGCGACAGUCUAGCCGCCAUGCCGGAGCUGAAAGUACUCGCCGGUCCGGUGCAGCCGGUCAAGAUCGAGACGGUGGAGCACACCCAGGAUGAGGCGAAAAUCCAGGAGGUUCUAGCGAAGAAAAAGCCUGCGAAUCUCAAGAAACUGGUGCGCAAGAAUUCCCUGGACAAGGAGCAGCCGGUGAAGCAGGAAAAGCAGGACCCUAGUAAGCUGAGCAACAUACUCAGGGAUCGCAACAAGAUCAAUGAGCUGUCCUCCAGGAUCAACAAGCUUACGCCGCCCAAGAAGCAGGUGAAACCCAAGGAGGAGGAAAAGAAGGCUAUAGCUAUUGCUGAACCCAAGCCCGAAGAAGUAGCUCCUCCUCUCGAGGAAACUCCUGUGGAGAAUGAAGAAAUCCUGGAGGCAGAAACCGAACCCAUAGAAGAACCUGCGCCCAAACCCAAAAAACCCAGGAAAGUCAAAAAGAAGGUGAUCAUCAAGCGGCAGAAGCGACGCCUCUCCGUUGGCGACACUUUCUUCCUCCAGCCGGAGCCCGAGGAGCCCGUCAUUCCCGAGGUGGAGACCAUCGAGCGGGCCAUAGCCUAUGUAACGGAUGACGAGGAGGAGCAGGAGGAUAGCAAGGUGACUCCACCGGAAGAGGAGAAGCCAGAACCCCUCAAAUCCUGCCUGCACAUAAGGGAGUACAAGAUCGGGGAUCUGGUGAUGUAUGCCGAACGCUAUCGCAAGACCCAGGUGCGCUGGAAGCGGGGACGAGUGCUGGAGAGGAUUACCAGCAUCUCGUACAAGCUGGAGAUCGAGGGCAAGGAGGUGCCCGCCCACGUGAGCUAUAUAAAGAAGUACACUGGGCGAAAAGUGCGCUUCGGGAACAAGGAGUACCUGGAAAUCGACUACGAACAGGUGGCCGAGGAGGAGCGACGGGCGGCCAGCUACAGCAUAUGGAACAUGGUGUAGAUAGAUGAUAGAUAUACCUUAUAAAGGGUAUAUAUAUAUAGAUAGCCCACCCCUAGUGGUGUGUCCAGUGUCCAGCCAUCUUUGAGUGGAAUUAAAAAAUUUCCAUUCGCCAUGCGAGGUAAUUUUUUAAGGAUCUCAACUCGACAUUCAGUUAUGUUAUAGUGAUUCGUCCUUAGACCUUAGACCUUAGUC